UUACCGACCGAGCAUUUGUCACCACAUGCGCGGCAGGCUGCGCGAUUUAUAAAUUUCGUACCAAAUGGUAGCGGACACAAAUCUAUAAUCGUCGAAACUAAAAAUGUCAGCUGCAUCUGUAAGCAGCUCGAUAGUUAACGCAAAUGAAAACAGCAAUAACAGGACAGACGACAGUGAUAAAAUGUCUAGUGUUAAAAAGAAAAGGGAUGUAAAUACAAAGAGUAGGAAUGAUACAAUUAUAAAAGUGAAAAGUGUUAUUCCUAGACGAAGACAAGAGCUGCUGAAAUGGUGGGGCUGGGGCUACAAGGACUCCAAGUUCGAGCUCGUCGACCAGGCGGCGCGCUUCACCGGCGACAGAUACUUAAUAGGCGGGAAAACCCUCCCGCACUUCGCCCCAUGGGUGGUCCAGAACCUCAACAUCGACCUCAGCAAACCGGCCAAGACCACUCCACUUCCAACCUCAUUCCCCGACAGCAGGCUACCCAGCAACGUUCGCGAGGAGCUGGAGAAGAUAGCGCUGGUCAGCGUGGAUGGAAUGGACCGGCUGAUCAGAGCGCAUGGACAGACACUUAGUGACAUGGCGCAGCUCAGGAGCAACAGCUUCCCGAGGAUACCGGACGCUGUUAUAUGGCCGGAGAGUCAUGAGGAUGUCGUAAAGAUAGUAGCACUCGCAACUCGCCACCAGUUCGUUAUAAUCCCAUUCGGCGGAGGCACUUCAGUAUCGGGUUCCAUCACGUGUCCGGCCCGUGAGCUGCGUCCCAUCGUAGCCCUGGACACCAGCGAGAUGAACUCCAUUCUGUGGAUCGACCGCGAGCAACUACUCGCGCGUGUUCAGACGGGUAUAGUAGGCCAAGACCUGGAGCGUGAGAUGCGCGCCCGUGGUCUCACCGUAGGCCAUGAGCCAGAUUCCUACGAGUUCUCCACGUUGGGCGGCUGGGUGGCUACUAGAGCCAGCGGGAUGAAGAAGAACACCUACGGCAACAUCGAGGACCUCAUCGUACAGACCAAGACGGUGACGCCAACUGGCGUGCUAGAAAAGAGUUGUCGCGUGCCGCGCAUAUCCUGCGGGCCGGAGUGGGAGCACGUCAUCAUGGGCUCGGAGGGCUGCUUCGGGGUCGUCACAGAGGUGACGAUAAAAGUGCGUCCUCUGCCGCCGGUGACCCGCUACGGCUCGCUCGUGUUCCCGGCGUGGGAGCGCGGCGUGGCCUUCGAGCGGGAAGUGGCCGAGAGGCGGCUGCAGCCCUCCAGCAUACGGCUCAUGGACAACGACCAGUUCCGCUUCGGCCUCGCGCUCAAAUUCGAGUCCUCGUGGGGCGGGGUGAUCCUCGACGGCCUCAAGCACCUCUACAUCACGCGCAUCAAAGGCUUCGAUCCGGCCAAACUGUGCGUCGUCACACUACUGUUCGAGGGAGAGGCCGAGGAGGUGGCCGAGCAGGAGAAAAAGAUUAAUGCCAUCGCGGCUAAAUAUGGUGGUGUGCCGGCAGGAGCUACCAAUGGAGAGAGGGGAUACACGUUCACGUUUGUGAUUGCUUAUAUUCGGGACCUGGCGCUGGACUACGGCGUGGUGGCGGAGUCGUUCGAGACGUCGGUGCCGUGGGACCGCGCGCUGGCGCUGUGCGGCGCCGUCAAGCGCCGCGUGCGCGCCGAGUGCCGGCGCCGCGCCGUGCGGCACUACCACAUCUCCUGCCGCCUCACGCAGACAUACGACGCCGGCUGUUGUAUUUACUUCUACUUCGGGUUCAACUCGUCGUCGUUUAAGGACCCCGUUGCGAUAUAUGAAGAAAUCGAAGAGGCCGCUCGAGAUGAGAUUAUUGACUGUGGUGGUUCUAUAUCUCAUCACCACGGUGUUGGCAAGCUCCGAAAGAAAUGGUACAAAGAUACAGUAAGCGAACCCGGGCGAAGAUUAUUACUCGCCGCUAAGCAAACUCUAGAUCCCGAUAAUAUUUUUGCCCUUGGAAACAUGGCGUUUGGCGAAAAUCAACACGAAGAGACAAGGGUUAAAAGCAAACUAUAAGUUGUUACAAAAAAUAUGACAUGGUUUUACUUAUUGCUUUGUAAGUCACUCAGAAAGUAACAAAAUGAAGGCUUAGGGACGACAAUGGCCAACAGCUUUUUCAUAGGAAGCGUAUCUGUUAUAGCAGCAAGUCACUUCGUAGUUUGUUACUUGGUUGCGGGCUUGGUUGGAAAAAUAUUUGGCGUUAAUACGAACGUAGUCCUCAUUUUCCUCUCUGGAUAUUAACAUUAUUGAAAAUAUUUUGACACAAUUGGGUGUAUAUCUUGAUUAAUGUUGAAUCUUCUUUGAUUAAUUUUAGCAAUACGUCCGACCCGCGCGAAAACUCCUUUUUAUACAAACGUAUUCAUAAAUUUCCUCUUUAGAUAAUUUCAAAAUAACUUCUUCUUCUUCCUCGCGUUGUCCCGGCAUUUGCCACGGCUCAUGGGAGCCUGGGGUCCGCUUGACAACUAAUCCCAAGAUUUGGCUUAGGCACUAGUUUUUACUUUUUACGAAAGCGACUGCCAUCUGACCUUCCAACCCAGAGGGUAAUCUAGGCCUUGUUGGGAUAAGACCCGUUUCCUCACGAUGUUUUCCUUCACCGAAAAGCGACUGGUAAAUACCAAAUGAUAUUUCGUACAUAAGUUCCGAAAAACUCAUUGGUACGAGCUGGGGUUUGAACGCGCGACCUCCGGAUUUGCAAGUCGCACGCUCUUACCGCUAGGCCACCAGCGCUUGUCAUAGGAUAUUUUCAAAAUAACAUUAUUUAAAAUAUUUUAAUACCAUUUGUUUGUAUAUCAACUACAGCUAUGCCCCUACGUUUGAUUUGUUUUCAAAUUUUUAAUUAUUAUUAGAGUUAGGGCCAUUAAAAAAAUUGUAUGAAAUCUGUUUUUUUUGCUCCUAAUCAUAAAAUCUAAAAAAGGCAAACUUAGGGGCAUAUCUAUAUUUAAUAUACAUCAAAAUGAGGACUACGUUUGUAUAGAGAAGCGGCCGUUCCUCUUAAUGUACAUUUAUCAAAACAAAAUGUAAACACUAUGCCUGUUGCGAUGUUCUUCGCGAUUUGACAUUUCUUUCAACGCAACCACGUAACUUAAUAGCAAACCACGAUGUAGCCUUCGGCUUUACAGGAAGGCCUACAAGUUGGGUAUCUUAUUUAUAGAAUUUAUUUAUUUUUCACGAUUUUAUGGAUGAUAAGAGAUUAGUCUGGUCAGAACAUUACAAUGGUUAAGUACUAUGUAGGUAGCAUAGAUGCGUGUUUGUUGUGAGCAGUGCCUUCGAACAUGCGGUUUUAUUAGAAUCUAGGUCGAAGUGAUUUAUGUCAAACUUAUUUCGUUUAGAUUGAUUCACGGGUUUCGGCAUAAUUUUAUAUUUUUACAUGAUAAUUGUUAUUUGUUAAGAAAAAAACAUUUUCAUCACACUUGCUCGAAAAAGAUCUUAUUUCAAGCAUGUGUACUGAAGGACAAAGGCCUAUAUUGUUCCCGCGGGAGUUAUGAAUUGUGAAAAAAAAGCUGUAACUCCCUAGGGAGUUAUAAGUUUUUUUAUUUAUUAUGUCACUAAUUCAUACAAACCACGUAGUGUACGUGAGUUUUACUUUUAAAAUACUGCCGUUAAUAAUUUAAUAUGUUUAAAAUAUUUUUACAUACUUUUCAAUCGUGGCUGAAUGCCGAAUAGGUCUGUGCCUUCGAUUCGAAUGUUUGAAAUGUCACCGUAUUUAAGAAUUAUUUCGCUUAAAAUUUGGUGUUUUCUUCGCAAGUGUGAUGAAAAACAUUGUAUGUAACUCCGGGGGUAAGAAUAUUGCAACCUCGACUCUUGAAUUCCCACCAGCCUGCGGCUUUCGGGAUUUACCACCCUCGCUUCCAAAAUUUCACUUACCCCUUACCCCCCUCGAUGCACCUGUAACAAAAAAGCUAUUUUAAGUAUUUAUUAUUGUAAGUGCACUAAUACAAGCAGUUGCUCAAUUUAAUUAAAUAAAACCCACUCCUCCACUCUUUGGACUCCGACCACACGAAGUUUGCACUGACUUGGUAGUGACAAUGCAUACCAUACAUAACCCAUAGGAACACUAUAUUUGACAUAUAACUUGGUAGUCAAACUUAGCGUGGCCCGACUCUACCAGUUGUACAGAUCAAUACUCUAAUAUUUAAUUUUACACGGAAUUCUCCGUCACGUUGCAAAGUACUAUUUGCAAUAAGCUUAACAUUCCGUACCAUUAGUUUAAAUUUAGUUAUUGUUGAUAUUGUAUGUACACAUGCAAACUGACAAAACAUGUACCUUGAAAUUCAAUUAUGGACAUUAAAGAAAUUGUGUUAAAAAUA
Messenger RNA from Cydia pomonella (codling moth), 4305 nucleotides. It is a transcript of the gene Agps, whose product is annotated as alkyldihydroxyacetonephosphate synthase. Gene Ontology annotation, molecular function: alkylglycerone-phosphate synthase activity; FAD binding. The transcript is spliced from 12 exons. The record is from RefSeq and is a predicted model, not a curated record. NCBI's taxonomy places the organism in Eukaryota, Metazoa, Arthropoda, Insecta, Lepidoptera, Tortricidae. The coding region runs from base 104 to 2014 and encodes 636 amino acids. Gene Ontology annotation, biological process: lipid biosynthetic process.